Branchiostoma belcheri (Belcher's lancelet) is the source of this 3956-nucleotide messenger RNA. RefSeq lists its product as uncharacterized. The transcript has 9 exons. Gene Ontology annotation, molecular function: calcium-dependent phospholipid binding; phosphatidylserine binding; calcium ion binding. Bases 237 to 3044 code for a protein of 935 amino acids. The record is from RefSeq and is a predicted model, not a curated record. NCBI's taxonomy places the organism in Eukaryota, Metazoa, Chordata, Leptocardii, Amphioxiformes, Branchiostomatidae. Gene Ontology annotation, biological process: regulation of dopamine secretion; regulation of calcium ion-dependent exocytosis; calcium-ion regulated exocytosis.
CCUGGAUUUGGAGGACAUUGUUGCCCUGCAGUGUAAUUAUUCUGUAGAGCCGUUUCACAAGGAGAACUUCUCACACUUAUUGUUCAACUUCUUUGUCAGAAGACGAAACGUGACAGCAGACCUCAGUUUGCAUUGAACUGUUUGCGACUUCUCAACAAAAAGGGUCUCCUGCGUACUUGAAGGAAAAAGACCAAACGAACUAACAUUUUUGAGAGCCAAUUUGUUCUAAAUCUGAGAUGAGCAUGGCCAUCGCAGCAUCUGCAAGCGCCAUCCUGGGGAUGAUGGGGAUCAUCAUGUUACUGAUAAUCAUCAUCAUUGUCAUCUGUCUUGUACGGUGUUAUUGUGACCAAUGGAGACAACCUGGCAUGGAAGAAAAAGUCCCACCUCUCAGACAUUCACACGUGGAGAAACAUUCGCCCUGGAACGGAAAGGAAGAGAACUCGAAGGUACAUCAAUGGAUCUCGAAAUCACAGAUAUUUGGUCUGUCUUUAAAAGUUCCUCUCAACGCCGUGCAGAACUACAUCGGUCGCAAGAACUCUUCCAAAGGAGUCGAGGAGACAACAUAUCACGUUCCCAGGGCAUCCUCGCCCUUGCGGCAAAGCAUGCUGGGAGAACGUUCGGACGAUGAUGACGUCAUUGAUCCAGAUCCAGAAAAAAAUGCCUCCAAAUCCAUCGUGCAAGAAGUUGCUGUACAGCCAAAUGCCCGAUUUCCAGUCGAAGCAGAUCACGGCACACCGGUCGGCUUAACGCCAAGGAUUUACAAGCACAUCUCAGUCGAAAGGUUUUCAGACGAUUAUCCCAGAGCUAUGGGUAAAGUUGGCUUCAGCCUUGAGUACAGCAGGCGAGAAGAAAGGCUGUAUGUAACAGUCUUAGGAGCAAAGAACCUACCCCCCUCUAGGGGCGACGAGAAGGAAGCUGCUGGAACUUACGUCAGUGUAGUACGCCUUCAUACAGAUGGGCGGCGCUUUAGAACAUCAGUGCAAAGAAACACGUUCAAUCCUCAGUUCUCCGAGAAGACGUCAUAUCAGGUUCCCGUGAGCGAGUUGUGGGACGUGACGUUGAAACUGAACGUUGUCCGCAUAGACGUCUAUUCCAAGCCAACUGUGAUUGGAGAAGUGACUUACCCAUUUCGAGACCUAUUCUUGGGGAAGAUACCUUUUGGCGAGAUAUGGGAGGACCUACGCCCAUGUGCGAAGCGUGCGUCUGAAGAAGAGAAGAGUGAAUUGCUGGUUACUCUGAAGUACGACUCCACCAGACAGCUGCUGGACGUGGAGCUUGUCCAGGCACGGAACGCCAAUCCUGCCCUGUUCCUGCACCUUCCACCGAGCUGCGGCGCCGUGACACAGAGAGACGUUCUUCUGAACUUACGUGUGUCUCUGGUGAGGGGGAACCAAAUCCUGAUGUCCCACCGGACCGCCGCCCAGCGGGGCAGCUUCGACCCUGUCUUCAGGGAGAACUUCACAUUCGACGUGUCGCUCUGGGGAGUCAAUCAGGUUGGUCUGAUCAUCUCUGUCUGCCAGCGGUUGGACCUGCACACUGAGAUGCUAGGAAAGGUCACCCUGGGGUCACAUGUCGGACGGAACUUGACGGAAAUCCUAGAGAAGUCUUCUGGUGUUCCAUUGUGGUACCCGCUGGACACAAAGUGGACUUUUACUUUUACAUGGAAAAAGUGGUUCGGAACUGAAAAGAGGAUAGCGUCGCUAACAAUGGUAAACAAAGGUGAAGCUUCAUUUCGUGAAAACAUAAACAACGUUUAUGAAACAAAUUAUGAACUAUCAACGAAUUCAACUGCCGUGAUACUCGGUAAGAAGGACAACAACACGGGAAUCGAUUGGCCGACAAUAAUAGUCGCUCUUAUACUCCUGACACUCUUGGUGAACAUUGUGGCAAUCACGACUUACUACAUCUUCAAGAUGUGCAGAAGAAGGAAGGAAAAGAAACUUAGAGAGCAAAUGGUGGUCCUGAACGGGUCCAGCCCAGACAUUGAAGAGUACGACAUACAACACGAAGCCCUGCUGGGAGGUGGCUACACCACGACUGACAACGAAUCCACGACGACAAGCGAUCCGAACUCAAGACGAAACCGCCCGAAAAGGACCAACUCAAGAAGCAUGAGCGCACCAUCGUUGUUCCGUAAAGUAUCCCGACAGGCCAGUCUGGAAGCGAAGUACUUUGAUCUAGGACAGCUCGCAUUCACAGUGUUACACAGGGUGGAAGAGAAACAGUUAGAGGUCUACCUCAUCAAAGCUGAACGGCUUACACCAAGAACAAGUAAAGAACUUCGAGAUCCGUACGUCGUCGUCAAGCUCUUACCAGACAUCCGGAGGAGGAAGCAAUCAAAGAUCAUCUUAGAUGACCUCCAUCCGGAUUUUGACGAACUCUUUACGUUUGACAUUGACGGAGAAGAUAUCCGGAUGUUGACGCUAAAGUUUCACGUCAUGGACGCAGGAGGGAAGAGGAAGCGUAGACAGGAGAUAGGGCACGUGACUUUUCCUCUAGAAGGGAACGACUGGACAGUUCAACAGGAGUUCUGGAUGAACAUAGUGAAGAUGGAUCCACGUAUCAAGGUAAAAGCGCCUGAGGAGGACGUCUUACGGGCAGACCGGGGAGAGCUGCUGCUGAGCCUCACACACAGACCCAACUCCCGGCUACUGACCGUGGUGGUGGAGGAGGUCAACAAUGUCGACCCGGAGAGAGACCUGUCUGACCCGGUCUUCAUGCCGGGAAGGAAGAAGAAACACCAGAAUUCUAGCAAAGCCGCCCUUUUCGUGAAGGUCGGUAUCACAGAAGAUGGCAGGAAAGUAAAGUCUUUCAAGACUUCUCAGAAGGUGGGAACCACCAACCCCAAGUUCAACGAAACGUUCACGUUUGAUGUCUCCAAGUACGAUCUUACUGAGGUCGGCCUCAAGUUCACCGUGAAGAAGAAGGAACUGUUUCUCCAGGACACUUUAGGCAGACUGGUGAUAGGAUAUCCCUGUGGUGCACUGGAAGAACAUCUGCAUUCCCCUGAAAAACCCGAGCCUACAUGGUAUCGUCUGGAGUAGACAAGAUAAAGGGCAUAAAGUUUACCAUUAGGCCAUGUUGAUUUGAUUAUGUGGAUGACAUCCACGCGCGCAUGAAUUUUCGACCGUUUCCAAAAAAAUGACCAUACAGUACAUAAAAUGAGUGAAUAUAUGUCGUAUAUUGCAAAAGCAUUGGAAAACGAUACUAAUGUCAUCUAAAUUCGAGAAAAAAAGAAAAUGUAAAGAAAUGAAAAUGAAGAGUCUAUCAUUAUUCACUAUACCAUACUCAUGUGUGUUAAGUCAUUUGUUCAACCCAUAUGACCACAUAGAUUUUAUAAUGGAGGGAACUUUUUUUAUUCACACGCUUACAUCAGUUUUGAGGUUCCCAGCGGAUGUCAUCCAUAUAAUCAAAUCGACAUGGCCUUAUGAUAUGGCCCAUUGAAUGCGGUGAGACGUGAGGUUACCGUGCAGGUAUGGGUAGAUCAAUGGCAAAUAAACAGCAGAGCUAAAAUAGCACAAGUGUAGGUGGUGCCUUUGUAAUGUCGUCGUGUUUAAGAUUUUCAAUUAAAAUUGAAAUUUAGCCUGAGCUACCCAUAGUGCCCCUCGUACCCAGCAUGCAUUGUAAUACGUAGGCAGGUCUUAAGUCUUUAUUUAUUUUUCUUUGUUUUCAAUAAAUCAGGCAAGACACAUCCAGUUGGUAUUGUGUUGUAUUGGAUUGGAUAUUCAACAUUUAGCAAAUGUGUAAGUUAAAAAGUAAGGUCUAGAAUACCUUCUCAUCAUUAAAUGUUUAGAUGGACUGUUGGUGCACUGUUAAUUUAUUGGUAAGCUAUAAUUGUAUGCUGAAAAGUAUUGAGUUUCUGAGACAGAAUGUAUGCUGUUACAGUAGUAAUUGAAUGUGGUUAAGAGUAUUAAAACCAUUCUUCAUUCGCAAAUAAGAAAAAGACAUUGAGCCCA